This is a messenger RNA of Melanotaenia boesemani (Boeseman's rainbowfish), 3521 nucleotides long. RefSeq names its product zinc finger protein OZF-like. Bases 700 to 2175 code for a protein of 491 amino acids. NCBI's taxonomy places the organism in Eukaryota, Metazoa, Chordata, Actinopteri, Atheriniformes, Melanotaeniidae. The transcript is spliced from 2 exons. The record is from RefSeq and is a predicted model, not a curated record.
CGGUUAGCAUGUAGCUAACGCUCGCUGUCCUCUGCCGAUCCACCGUGACAGUUUUCUUUCUACACAAGAGUUGCUGUUAACUUGUGAGGAGCUUUAGCGACUAAACUGUGACAUACCGAGUGUUAGAGUAAACAGAUUGAAGAAAAAAACGAGGGAGAGAGAAUUAUCGCCGUCGAAGAACCAAAACGAAACCCGGAAAAGACAAAGGAUAAACAGCUAUUCUACCAAUGGUUGUCUUUUAAUUAAUUUAUUUGGAAAUGUAAUUAAAAAAAUAAUCAGUUCUGUCUUGGUGUUAGUUAGAAUAUAGCUAUGUACAGAGUUAUCAGCACAAACUACACAGUAGUGAAAGUCGAUUUCACUUUUUAUUUAUUUUUUUUAAUCCACCUCAGUCGAGGAGCCUGAACUAUAAAGCAGGUUCAUUUCAAGAACUUAACCACUGGAUUUUUACUAUUAUUCCAAUGGCUUGUUCGCUCUCAAACUGGUUAAUUUGGAGAUAAAAAGUCAACAUGUGUAGCAGCGCUACCUUCUGACCAGUUAGUGGUUUUAGAUUAUUUAAAUGUUCAUUUAAUGUUGUCAUUUGUUUAAAAGAAUAACCGACUGAACGGUUGAUAUUUGUUUAACUCCAGUUAAGAGACAGCUGUAGAAAGACAGCAGAAUAUCCAGUAUAAACACCCUAAAGAGGAGAAUCAUAGAGCAGGAAUGUCUCAGAGGACGAGCCUUCAACCAGAUCAACCUGCAGCAUCCACAUCAGGCCUGGAGAGGACACAAGAGAGCCGGGUUCUCAAUGUUCAGCAGCUGGUGGUGAUUAAAGAAGAGGUUCCCUGGAGCUCUGGUCUGGACCAGCAGGACCCAGAACCUCUUCACAUAAAGGAGGAAGAGGAGGAACUCUGGAUCAGUCAGGAGGCGGAGCAGCUUCAUGGACAGACGGCGACUGAUAGCAGGUUCUUAUUCAGUGAUGUUACUGCGAGGAGUGAAGAUGAUGAACCUCAGUCCUCACAGCUUCAUCAGAUCAAAACUGAAAACAGAGAGACAGAACCUCCAACCUCCAGCUCAGCUGCACUGAUGAAAACAGAAACUGAUGAAGGGGACUGUGGAGGACCAGAAUGGGCUAGUAGCCCAGAUCCAAACAGUCUGUUCCCACCAGAUGCUGAUGAAAAGGCGUCAGGCUCCUCUGAGACUGAAGUUAGUGAUGAUGAUUAUUGGCAAAAAACUUCAGAUUUAGGACCUGGGACAGAAAACAGUGACAUUUGGAAAUGGAAAACGGCCUCAGAGUCUGUUUUAGAUCAGGAUUUCGCCGCUAACGCUGCUGAAAAACCCUUCAGCUGCCCUGACUGUGGCAAACAGUUUUUACACAAGCUCUAUCUGCAGAAGCACAUGGUCAUCCACGCGGCAGUCAAACCAUUUGCUUGUGAUGAAUGCGGGAAAAGAUUCAACCAAAAAAUACAUCUUAAAACACACAUGAUUGUCCACACAGGAGUCAAGCCAUUCAGCUGUGAAAACUGUGGAAAAGCAUUUCAUUCUAAGUUAAUUCUAAGAAGACACAUGAGGAGAGUCCACACAGAAGAGCACGAGAAACGGUUUGGCUGUGAUGUUUGUGGGAAAAGGUUUAGUGAGCGAGACAUUCUUUCAAACCACAUGAGAGUCCACACAGAAGAGAAACCUUUCACUUGCAGUGACUGUGGUAAAGGUUUCAAGUAUAAAUCAUAUCUUAAGGGACACACGAGACUCCACACGGGAGAGAAGCCGUUUAUCUGUGUUGAUUGUGGUAAAAGGUUUAGUGAUCAAGGAAAUCUUUCUAAACACACACAUGUACAUACAAGAGACAAACCAUUUGCCUGUAACAACUGUGGAAAAAGAUUCAAAUAUAAGUCCAACCUGAAGGGACACAUGAGAGUCCACACAGCAGAGAAGCCGUUUUCCUGUAGUGAUUGUGGAAAAAGAUUUAAAUAUAAGUCAUAUCUUAAGGGGCACAUGAGAGUCCACACAGGAGAGAAACCAUUUGCCUGUAAUUUUUGUGACAGGAGAUUUAACCAAAGCUCCUCUCUUAUUGCACACAUUCGAGUCCACACCGGUGAGAAGCCUUUCGGCUGUGAUGUUUGCGGUAAGAGAUUCACCGAACAAGGAAAUCUUUCAAGACACGUUAGAAUUCAUAAGAAAGAAAUCAGUUCAUUGUGACAUUCAUUGUGAAAGGUUUUCACUCUCUGUGAUCUGAAGAAACACCUGCAUGCACACAGUAGAGAAAAGUUUCAGACGUUGCUUCAGAAUGAGCCACCAGGUGGCAGCACCUUGCAGAAUUGGAUUAGAGAACAAGUGGUUAUAUUCUGGGGUGAUCUGGAUCACUGCCUGGAUCCAGGAUUUUUUUUAUUAUGGUGACAAUUUUGCCAUUAGAGCUUCUAACUCAUUGCCAAAAAAUGACAAUGUCUUGGCUUGUCUGUUCUCUCUGAGUGCUUCUCGUUUUAUGUGUAGUUAAUUUGUUCACUGUCAUGCUUAUUUUUAAGGUUUAUUUACACUGGUUAAGAUACUUUGCUGCUUAAGUGGUUUCAUAUUUAAACAAUUUCUUCCAACUGUUUCGACGUGAAAUGCGAGAUCGCUAGCUAACAAAAUGGACACUCAAGGUGCAGUUUUAUGUGCUCACUGAGACAUGGUUGCAGGAACGUGUUCCAGACUAAUGCACUGCUUUAAGGCUGUAAGAGCAGAUUGAGACAAUAAAGUUUGCAGAAAGCUGAAGGAAAGAGGAGUUUCAAUGUCACCCUGGACAUGUUACUGUAAAAGAGAAGACAUCAAACUGUUAGACUUUUCAUCCAGAUUAUCCAGCUGGUACCUCUACAGACAGCCUGUGCCAUCACCAGCUCAUCAUUGCUAAGCUGCAAACACAACAUCCUGAUGCAUUCAUGGCUGUCACCUUAAUGAAAUUAAAUAAAAAAAUAACUGAUAAACUUUAAGGGUGGAUAUAAUGUAAUAGUUUUAUUUCCCUUUUGUUAAAAUGUAUGCGUUAAUGUGCUCAGUUAAUACAGUUAAUUUGCUAGUAAUCUGUUUAAUUGAUUUAGUAUUCAUUUUUCUGCAACCCUCGUCUUUAUGCUCUGUAAAUGGUGACCUCAGGUAAGAGAUGGCCAGAGGCUUUCAUGAAGCAUCGAAUCUUUUCAUGGAAGUAGUUCACUAUAGACAAAGCUUUGUAUUAAUCUUUAUUUGCUCUAUUAAGCCAUCUACUGGAAAAAAAUUUAAUAUAUAGACGUUUCACAAGCGCGUUAUUGGCCUGGCACGUGUAUUUUUCCACUUCAGUAAAUGUACCUUUAAGAAAUAAUGAUAAUUAGAGAUGAUGGAAAUAAUGAAACUGGGUUGAUUACAGUAACUUUGGUAUUUAUCUUUGUUCAGAAAUGAUUCCUGAUUUGAUGCAGUAUGUCGGUUUUCCUUAACUAAGCUGUCAUUUAUUAUGAAUUGGCUCAAACUGAUUUGUCUGUAAAGUGUCCUGAGAUGAUGAUGUUGUAAAGUGAUGCUAUACAAAUAAAGAUAAAUUGAAUUAA